UCUGUCGUGAAGAGAGCUGAGCCAGAAGGAAAAGUUCUCGAUUUACCGGUCGAUCUACAUUCACCUACGUCACAAGGGUGGUAGUGACCAAAAUAAUUGGAUCGCAGAUACAAAUGGCCAGUUUUCUCCGCAGGAAAUUAUAUUCUGCACUGGUGAUGAGAUUUGGAGAUUAGCCACAAUACUAGUUAAAACUUUGCUGCACGGCAUUUAAUGAAGAUGCAUUAAAAAUGAAGGGUUUGUACAUAGUUACAGAAAUAUGGGGACAAUAUUUUGCUAAAAGUUAUUUCAUUUAAAAAGAAAAAUACGAACAUCUAUUUUGAAUGUUCUGUUCGUUGUAGACAUUUUAAUUUGAUCUUUUUUCUGCACACAAUUAUUUGGCAUCUACUUCUGUUGAGGUAAGAUUAUUUUCAUGAAUCUGAAAUGGGGCCAGCAUUUUGGUGCAGAAGUAUUGUAGCGACGUUUAACAUGGUCGACAGGUGGCAGCGUUGGUCUGUUCUGAACCUUGUAAAAUUGUUAAAUCCUGAAAGUUGGAAACAGGUGAGAUUUUAUUUUCGUUUCUUUCAUUAUGAUGCUCAACAUGUUGCCGUAUUUAAAAUUUUUAAUGUAAAUUUGAAUUAUGCUUGCAUAAACUAACACUUAUAUGAAUACGGUGUUUUCUUGAGAUGUGUUGGACGAGUGUGAAUCACAAGGUCCUUAAAAGAAGCAUUUUAAUAGGUUAAAAAUGAUCCUGAUGAUUUGACACACCUGCGUUCUGUUUUUACACGCGCGCGCUCAAGGACCUGGCUUUAUAGGUUCCUGUUCCUGAGGCGCAUCGGGGGUGUUUAUUCCCCCGCAUCCUCCUCAGAGUCCAGACUGGAAUCAAACGUGUAUUUUUUCUCCUGGAGUUACCAAGCCGACCCAAUUUCUGUUAUUUUACUUCCCAGUAAAACUGUCACUUGUACGCAUAUAUCAAAUCAACUAGAGGGCCCCCUAUAAAACAUUUAUUUCCUGUUAGUUAAUUAUUUUAGUUCAUCAGUGGUGUGCGGUUGGUGCUUCUCUCUAAACGCUCAUAGUUAUUCCCGCCCCCUGCGCGUAAGAAGACAAGACGCGCUUUUACGCGCCGUAUUCACUUGGAGAAGCUGAGAGCGCACGAAGAUGCCGGACGGACACGCGCGGAUUAUUGGCAGUUUCUAAUAUCGUUCCUCCCUAAAGGAUGUUCAUGUGCAGCUGCGACUCUCCAGUAGGCACGACAAUUCUUCUCGAAGGCGCAGAGGACUCCAACACUUCCAAGACCAUGCCCAGAAUGAAUCCAAGUAAUGGAACUCUAUCCGUGGGAUUCCCAAUUACCAUGAUGGUCACUGGGAUGGUUGGAAACUCUUUAGCUCUUAUUCUGGUGUAUAUAUCUUACAGAAAGAAGGAGAAUAAAAGAAAAAAGUCAUUUUUGCUGUGUAUCGGAUCACUGGCGCUUACUGAUCUGUUUGGACAGCUUUUGACCAGUCCGGUUGUUAUAUCAGCCUAUCGGGCUGGACUUAAAUGGAGCAAGAUCGAUUCAUCCGGCAAACUUUGUACUUAUUUCGGUGUUUGCAUGACAACUUUUGGCCUGUGCGCACUCUUCCUAGCCAGUGCCAUGGCAGUGGAAAGGGCCAUGGCCAUAACGAACCCCCACUGGUACUCGAAUCACAUGAAGACUAGUGUGACCAAGCAUGUUUUGGCUGUCAUAUGGUGCCUCGGGUUCCUCUUUGCUCUGCUGCCCAUCGUGGGGAUCGGGGAGUACACGAUCCAGUGGCCGGACACCUGGUGUUUCAUCAACACGAGAAAAAGUGACGGCAUGGACAACACGAUUUUCGCCAUCACCUUCGCUGUUCUGGGUGUUUUCUCUCUGAUGGUGACUGUGUCUUGCAAUGUGAUGACGAUCCGGGGUUUGAUCAUCAGGUGUAAAACAAAAACAGGCACGUCUCAGUCUUCAAAGCAGUGGGAACGUCUCACCACGGAGACAGUCAUCCAGCUGCUGGGGAUCAUGUGCGUUCUGCUCAUAUGCUGGUCUCCUUUGCUGGUACUGCUGCUGAAGAUGAUCUACAACAAUGUGUCUUCUGAUGCGUGUAAUUCAACAUCCCUUGAAUACAACACCACCUUAAGCCAGGAUGCUGUACUAGACUGCAACUUCUUCCUGGCAGCGAUACGGCUGGCCUCCCUCAACCAAAUCCUGGACCCGUGGGUGUAUCUACUCCUGAGGGAGAUCCUCCUGCGCAAGUUCUGCAUCAUGGCUAAUGCUGUGUCCAACUGCUCCGUAGAGGAGCAGAAGGAGUCUCAGACAGCUCCUGAUACUGGAAGCAAGCCGAAUCAAGAUGGCAACCUUCUAAAGUCACAAAGUAACUAACUCGAGCUUUUACAGUGAUUGCUGUCUUCUGACUGUUAGACAAAAAGGCUUUCGGAAAUAUCAGAAAGUCUGCAAAUGAAAAUGAAGUGAGUGACUUUCUGCACAAUAAGGGAUUGAGCCAAGCCUGCUCGGAGCAUUUGUUUUGUUUACAACACAUUCCAUUGAAAGUUGCCUAACCAGCAUGUGGAUGCAUGACUGUGUCACCUCCUGAUUUUCGGCUGCUGUGCGGCCAUCACACAUUUCUCAUCACCAAGUUUGAUACCAAACUUCACCCAGACCCGGCUACUGAAUGUGAGUGACUUCAGACUUACCGGAGAUGCAUCUCAUGGUGUUUGCUCUCAGCAGCUUGAAGCCACAAAGUGACUGAACAGCCUUCUCUAUAUUGUGAAUGUUUAGCACUCAAGAAAACAUUGAAGUGCUUGAAUAGUCUUGUAAAUAUAUUUGUCAUUUCUGCCAUAAAUCCACUUUUAAGGAGAAAAUCUGUCAGUUGCAAAGCUCUGGAAUUGAGCCAGAUGCAGAUUAUUUUAUUUAUUGUAUAAUUCUAUUUGUGUGUGUGUGUGUGUGUGUGUGUGUGUGUGUGUGUGUGUGUGUGUGUGUGUGUGUGUGUGUGUUUGCGUGCGUGCGUGCGUGUGUGUGUGUGUCUGUGUGCUGUUGACAUUGUAAAUGAUUGUUAUAUCAAUCACUUCUCACAAGAGGUGCUCCUUAGCUUUAGCAGCCAGUAUUCAGAAUCAGAAGACUUUUUAAAAUGUUUUGCUCAUCUGAAUAAAAUUAAUGCUGUUAUCGCUAAUCUACAGAACAAGCUAGGUUUUGAACGCAAACAUGGUCACAGAACACUCACCCCUCCCCUUGGGUUUCUUCCUCAAGACACUUAUGCCAGAAACAGAAACCCACAUUUCAAGAGGAAACAAGAGAUCGCUAAACACCAGUCAGUAGGUCCAAACAUCUUUUGUUGUCUGUGACUUCAAAUGGUUUUUCUUUUUGGGACUCUGGUAGUUUGUCCUGAAGUUGAAGUGGUAGCAGCCGGCUGUUUCUCCGUCUCUGAUAUGAUAAAGCGCAGAACCUCUCACACCAGUGGUGUUCUAUUGUUUAGUACUCAAGGAUGUAAUGAUUGGAGGACCCAGGGAAGUCGGUGGUUUGCCCAGAUCGACAACGGAUGGUCCAAUAAUUGCUUUUGGCCCAAAAUGUGUCCUUGACAGAGGUUUUUUUGAAAAAUGCCAGAGAACCACUUCAUUUAAUCUUUUUUCUUAUUUCCCCAAUAUAUUUAUAGCUGUAGUAUGUUAGAACAUUGUUAAGUGCCAUGAAUGCUUUAAACUAAUUUGUUUUCCAAAUUAGCCAUUUUUGACUAAAUUUCACUGUGAUGUAUCUGGCUAUUUAACAAUCAACAAUGCCACUAUCAAUAAAAUGGAACGUUUUAAUAACAGAAGUGGGAGUUAUGACUGCAGGUAGAGUUGAAACAUGUUUUUUGUUCUUGUUUUCUGGCAUACAAUUUCAAUUUCUUUUUGCCCGUCCUACACAAAAGGCAGAAUAAUAUGCAGAAACGACACUGUGAAAUGCACUGUGAAGAUUUUAUUUAUGUAUUUUAUACCAUGUCUUUUAGUAUUCCACUAUUUUUCAUAGAGUCACUUAAAUAUAAUAGUUUUUACCCCAGUUGCUCUUCUAAACAGAGUUAAUUAUUCAAAGCUUUUUAACAACACAGGAUGCUAUUUGUCAGCAGCCUCCAAAUGCAAUCAGUAAGAUUUUCUGAAGAGCAGCCUUGCUUUUGGUGCCAGCUUUCCAAAUGUGAAACGAAGGGGUGAGCAUCCACGGUGGAAGUUGCAUCCCUCUCUUUUAAAGCCGGUUUGAAUCAGGACUCUGUGCAGCAGCAGCGUAAUGAUGACCACGAUCAUCACCCUGUAGUGCUCUUUGAGUCCGUUUUCAUCAUGGCUGGUAAAAGACAGGUCAAGGUUUGGCACAUUUGCUGCCAUGGUAACCUUUCAGGUUAUGAGACUGUCCGUCAUCAUAACUGGCCUGGAAGUCUGCCUCCUCAGCACAACCACCAAUAAGAUUAGGCUAAUGCGCUCCAUCUCCCGGGCCUGGUUCUACUUUUUAACUGAACAAACACACAGGCUCAGUGAUCACGAGCCAAUCAGAAACUGUUAUCUCUGAAGUGAAACGAGUCUUUUCGGUUUCCAAGUAGAAGAAGAAGAAGAAGAGAAGAUAAUUUCUAUAGCGCCUCUCAAGAUAAAAAUCAUGAGGCGCUUCACAAAAACAAAAAAUGUAAAAAUAUGAAAAAUAAUUUAGAAAAUGGUAAAAAAUAUACUUAAAAUGAGCAAAAAAAACAGGUAACUGUGAUUAAAAAAUGUCAAGAAAGGGAGAGAGGUAACUCCUUAUUGACCAAGAAAACAUCAGAUAAUAGAGUUUGUUGGUUUUUGUUUCCCAGUAUAAAACAGUCAAUGUCCAUGAUUAUUCUGGAGUUCACCACCACCUAAAUGUGUUGUAAAAAUGUUGUCCUUAACAAGUAAUCAAUAUCUCUAACAUCUAGUGGCAUUAUGUUGAUGUAAGUGGCUCUAACCUGAAUUAAUAAUGAAACUAAUUGAGUGCGCGGCUGUGCAUUGAGAAGAUUUAUCGUGCAGCAGUUCGUUUAAACUCAAACUGUCACCUCUGAGCUUUUAAAACCAAUUCUCAUUUAUGAAUUGUUGUAGGAUUUGGCUCAAUCACCUUCCUCUCGAAUGCCUGGCUUAUAGUUAUUUUCUAUCUGCACUAAAAAUUACAUCCUGAAAGCUGAACCAUUCUGAAUGUGGCUUUGAGUUUUCAGGUAACAGACAUCCCACAAGUCCCCCACUGUGGCAGUGGCGGAUCUAGGAUUUAGCGGAGUAUGGGGCAAUCACGCGUCACGUCACCCUUAGGCUUCUGAAGAGCCGAAUUGAAACACAGUGGGCAGUUCCCACUAUCGCCAUCUUGGCCACAUCACACAUUGAGUCACUCCCAAAAAAUACAAAAAUGAUUAAAGAGGUGGAGCUGAGAGCGGGGCUGUGAGGGUGGGGGCAAAUGAUUGACACCCAUCAAAUUCUGAGCCGAUGUAGCUACAAGCUAACUGACCUAACAGGGGUUGUAGGGUGCUUUUAGUCUGAAAACUGUAGUUGAGUGACUCUGGUACCCUCUGCCGUCUAGGCUCUAACACUUUUAACGUGAGCCCAAGGCUGAGAUCUUUGCUGGAUCAAGCAGGGGGGCAAGCCGCUAGCAUUAGAACUGACAGCUCUACUACCUGUCAAUCAAAAGGACACACCCCUAAUUAUUCAUCAUUUCUAACUUUAAUUACAUUAGAUUAGAGUAACAAAAAAGUUGUCAUAACGAUAAAAUUGACCUGCCGAAAAUGUUUUUGUACCAGGCUGUCAACAUGUUUAUUCCUGCUGUGAAGUUUGUUAACGGAAUUGGCUCUGUUCUUGAGCCAGCCCCUAGUGGAUGAGGGGGGAACAGCAAUUUUUGUCACUUCUGUGUUGGCUUCACUUUUGGCAGGCGGCGUUUCCCACUUGGACAAAAUUUCAUGGUAGGAAACUCCUAUUUGGCUUAUUAGCAUCACUAGUGUGCGGGCGUGGAAUUGCAUCCACUUAUAAGCUGAUCGUUGCACAAAGGACAGAUGAGUGACAGGACAGGGGCACUUCAGGGGGCCAAUCAGAUUUCAGUAGGGGCCAAUGCCCUUGUGGCCCCGCCCCUAGGACAGACAAUGAACUUUGGACAAAAUAAGUAAAUAACUGUAGCUAGUUCAAACAUGAAUGCAGUAAAAGCCAAUGCAAUAUUUACUGGGAGCAUUUCCUGUUGCACUGAAGUACGGUUUUACUAAUGAAUUAGAUCUAAAGCUGCAGAGAAACAUGGCACCUUCUAGAGUCCUGGAACCCCCAAGGCGCUUUACAACACAAUUGGCCAUUCACCCAUUCACACACACAUUCACACACUGGUGGGGAUGAGCUACAAUGUAGCCACAGCUGCCCUGGGGCGCACUGACAGAGGUGAGGCUGCAGAGCACUGGCCACCACCAGCAGGCAAGGGGGGUUAAGUGUCUUGCCCAAGGACACAACGACAGCGACAGACUGAGCGGGGCUCAAACCUGCAACCUUCUUAUUUCGGGAUGAGCACCUAACUCCUGUGCCACCAUCGCCCACCACAAACAUGAGAUGAAAAUACGUGUAGGGUUUUUUAAUUGGCCCUUCUAGGGUAAUGUUGGUUUUAAAUGAUUUCAAUAAUCGAUUUUUCAGACUUUAAUGGAUUCUGUAAACAUGUUGUUGUCAAAUUCUGACCAAAAUACUCUGAAAUCUAUUCAAAAAUGUAACUUUUCAGCAUUGAUUAUAAGAAUCAUUCAAUUUGUGUUGUUCACAUGAUGAAUUGAUGUUCUUUUGUGCCAGGACUGGCUCAUUUCAACAGGGAAAUACACACCAGCAUGGUUGGGGAGAGUGUAAUUACUUAAUGAUUUGAUGAGGCUCACAAAAUCUAGCAGAUCCAGCUGGCUUCCUCUCCAUUCCCUCAAGCCACUAAUGCAUGGAAGGGAUUUACUGAUUGGCUCUGACCUCUUCAGAUAUUUAUAAAGGGUGAAAGAACAUCUGAUGAUGGUUGACGGACGUUUUGCAGAUAAAAUGCAAGUAUGGUGUCGUGAUUGUACAGGAUGUCAGCUGGGUCAGUUGAAUUGUAAACUUCGUUUCUGCUACUGAAACUUUACCUCCCAUCCCUAAAUAGUCUGUUCAGUUGUUUUGAAUGAAUUUUGAAUUAACUAUAUUUGCAUAUAGAAAAUAUUUGCAAAAGAAGCAAGGAGGAGCACAAGAGCCUUUGUCUAAUUCUUAUUUUUCCACAAAAAAUGACAUUCUGACACCGUUUAACUAAUAAAAUAAACAAACUUCUUUUAAAGUACUGUUUAAGUCCACGUUUAAGAAAACACAAACGUCAUGUGUUCACAGGAAUAGGUUUGGCCUUUCAACCAGUAAACCUUCAACCACUGAAGGUGAAAAAUGCCUCAGAUUUACAUCUUAUCUUUUCUUCACAGGAUGCCUCUAGAAUGCCAAACGAUAAAUUUGCAAUGAUUUUUUGUCUCAACAAUUCUCAGAGAUGUCAUUGUUCAAUGAAGGCUACACACACACACACACACACACACACACACACACACACACACACACACACACACACACACACACACACACACACACACACACACACAGACAGUCUCCACCUUUUGUACCUUUGUUUUUAGACCGUUUAGCGAGUCUGUCAUGGACGUGCUUACGCUACAAAACCCUAAUGUGAAACUAAAAUUUGGACAUGAUGAAGAUGAUGUCUUCGUCCUCUACCUGACUUCCAAGUAGGGGACAUCUUGUCCAAUAUGUAAAGCAGCUUUUGUGGCUAAAGUAAAAUAUGGUAAUCCCAUUAAAGGAACAAGACAUCUUUCAAUUAUAAUAAUAGUUGCACGAUAAAUAAGGAGCAGUGGAAGCAGAGUGAGUAUUGGUUUUAGAGGACUUUUUACAACACGUGCCUAUUGCUUUGUUGAAUGUAAUUCUCCUCAUUUACAUUUUAGUGACAAUUAAAUAAAAAUAAUAAACACAACAGCUGAUCUUCUGGGGUAAAAUGUUCUCCUAAUUGGAUAAACAUGAAACAAUUGCUUAGUUUGGUCUUUUUAAACCACUUAAACAUCAUUGUUUAAUAUUAUGAUUUCUGUGAUAACUUGUUUUAAAUGUGUUCAUGUAAAUGUGAUUGGCCACUGAAGAGCAUGUGUAGGCUUCAUAUUGCUUGUCAGUCUUAUGCAAUGUGAUUCCUUUGGGCCAAUAAACAAAGCAAUGUGGAUUAAACACUGUGUCAAAGCUGUUGUGCAAUUUGUAUUUGGGAUAAAAUAUCUCUGUUUCUUUAAUAACUAAUCUGGAUUCAUGAGUUUGCAAAUGAAGCAUCACUCACAUCCCAGACUUAAUAUUGUCAUCCUGUUGUCUGGACCAAUAAUGCUACAUUUCAUGUUGGGUUGAUGCAUGUUCUUUGUACUUUGAGACAUAAUCCACAAACGCAGGAAAGUGUGCAUGCUGCACAUACAUUCUUCCAGCCUCUGUGAUGAAACAAAAAGUCAGGUGCUAAACAAAUUAUGUGUCAAACACAACAUCCUUGAAUUAAUCUAUAGGUGAAAAUGUGUUUUAAAUAUAAGUGAUAUUUUUCAUCAAAAUUAAAACAGUCUGCCUCUGAAAAGAUGGACUUAUUCCACCAGAAACCACACUUAAAUGACACUGAAUACGCUCAAAAUGUGCUAAAAAUAAACUUUCCUCAUUGUAUUUAUUUGUUUGUCUUUGUUUUUGUUGGCUCUGUACAGUAUUCUAUUUACUAGAGCAAAAUAAAGUCAAAAUGCACCUAUAUCUUUCUAUUAUAUGUAUUCAUUCUGCUUUUAGCAUUUACUCUUUUUUCAGUUUAACUGAGAAACAUUAAAAUCCAUCUGGUGCAAAAAGCCCUCACAAUGAGGUUUUUGUCUCUGUUUUGCAAACACCCACUCAGCUUGUUGACCACCCAUAAAAAUUUCCUCCCUCAGUUUGUUUCUGCUUGGUUUCUGGGAGCCAAGAGCACAGAAGAUUGUGGCACAACUUCCUUUCUUGUUGUAUUCUGGGAGUGGAUGUACCGUAAAUUCCAGACUAUAGAGCGCACCUCAAUAUAAGCCGCACCGGGCUAAAAGCCGCAUAUAUCUACUGAAUUGAAAGCGUAGUUUAACUGAACGUAACUGAACUGAUCAGUAUCAAACAAAACAGAAGUUAUUGAUUAGUUUAUUCAUCGUCCUCCUGCGCACUGAAACCACUGAAGUCAUCUUCUUCAGUGUUGGAGUUGAACAGCCUCGGAAGAGCUUCGUCACAUACCUUUUCUGUGGCGAUGUCAGUGUCGCUCUCCGUGUUGCUGUCAUCAUCCCGGGGUGAAGCUGAGAAAACAAGCAGCACUGUUUU
This is a messenger RNA of Nothobranchius furzeri (turquoise killifish), 9282 nucleotides long. It is a transcript of the gene ptger3, whose product is annotated as prostaglandin E receptor 3 (subtype EP3). Lineage: Eukaryota; Metazoa; Chordata; Actinopteri; Cyprinodontiformes; Nothobranchiidae. Gene Ontology annotation, cellular component: plasma membrane. Gene Ontology annotation, biological process: inflammatory response; phospholipase C-activating G protein-coupled receptor signaling pathway; intestine smooth muscle contraction. The record is from RefSeq and is a predicted model, not a curated record. Gene Ontology annotation, molecular function: prostaglandin E receptor activity.